UAACAAAUUGUUCCCCUUGUAUACGUCAGGCGUGAGAACUUGCCAAAAAGAAAUUUAGAUAUUUAUUUGCAAAUCGAGUGUUUAUACCUUCCGUAUUGAGCAAUGGAAGGUUUAGGUGAAUUAGUUGAAAUGUUUAAAAACUGUUUCCCAUUUUCAUUUCUAUUCUUUAUUCCAAUUUUUAUCAUCAUUUCACCGGUGUCGCCGGUAAAUGCUGCACACGAAUUUGCAAUUUAUCGAAUGCAGCAAUUCGAUCGUUAUGAUAUGAAAGUUGGGAGUAAGAUGUCUCUUAUUAAUAUGGAAGCAAGACCACUUGAUGCAAAAAUGGUAACAAGAAGGUGUAUCAUUGCAAGAUUGAAAGAAGUGACAGGGGCCAGGUACCAGGACUUGGUGGAUCAAAAGGCAGGAGGGCUGAUUUUGCUCUUGCCUCAAGACCUUAACAGCAUGGCAGACAGUCUUCAGCAGCAUCUGCAACUCGUGGAGCAGGAGUUACUGGGGACAGAGGAUAGUAGUGUACCUGUCUACUUUGCUUGGGAGACACCUGAAAUUCUCAACAUCUACCAGUCAGUCAUAGCUGGAUCUGGGGAUGAUGCUGCUACUGCUGUGGAAGCUUUGUUCAGCUCUGCGUCAGCCAAUGGUUUUCAGAUGGUACAGAGUGUGGCAGGGAAAGCCUUGACAGACUUCCAGAUCUCCAACAUCCAAGGGCACCUGUCUGGUUACGGCAUAGAAGAGCAGCUGCCAACCAUCGCCAUUGUCACACACUAUGAUGCUUUUGGCAUUGCCCCAAGCCUAUCCACUGGUGCAGACUCAAAUGGCAGUGGAGUGAUAGCUAUUUUAGAGCUUGCCCGCCUCUUCUCCAAGCUGUACACCAACUCUCGCACUCAUGCCAAGUUCAACCUUGUUUUCCUGCUUUCUGGUGCAGGCAAAUUCAAUUACCUUGGAUCAAAAAAGUGGAUUGAGGACUCACUAGAUAAUAUUGAGAGCACUCUGCUAUCAGACAUUGCAUAUGUGCUGUGCUUGGACAGUAUCGGCAGGGAUAACAUGCUCCAUCUACAUGUCUCCAAACCCCCGAAAGAAGACUCGUCAGCAUAUGAGUUCUUACAGCACCUGGAAAAGGUCAUUCAGACAUUCUAUCCAGACGUUGGAUUCAAGAUGGUGCACAAGAAGAUCAACCUAGCCGAUGAGAUUCUGGCCUGGGAGCAUGAGCGAUACAGCAUGAAGCGCCUCCCAGCCUUCACACUCUCACACCUAGAUUCACACAAGGCCUUGGAUAGAAGCACAAUACUAGAUACUAGGUCAAGAGUAGAUGAAACAGUACUUGUACGAAAUAUCCGCAUUGUAGCAGAGACAUUGGCCAGACACGUGUAUAACCUUACCUCACAGGGAAAUGUGCAGCUGUUCUCUGAUACCCUUGAUGUGCAGGGUGAGCUAGUGUCCGCAUGGUUAGACCACCUGACCUCAACCCCCCGUGCUGCCCAGCUUCUGCCCCGCGACGCCAGCCUCCUCACCACCCUCGAAGAAACCAUGGCCAGGUACCUCAAGGACGUCAAACGAUCCACUGUCAAAACAGACAAAAGAGACCCGGAGUUCUUAUUCUAUGAUGGAGCAGAGUACAAAAUGAAUGCUUUUAACGUAAAACCAGCUGUGUUUGAUCUCUUCCUGGCUGUAGCUAUUGGCGGCUACCUAACAGCUAUUUAUUUUCUUGUCCAGAAUUUCCACGUUUUGUUAGCCCUGUUUAUCAAGAUUACCCGUCCAGUGAAAGCCACCAAAGUGAACUAACAUGAUGAAAAUUAAGUGUUCUACUAGUGUAAAAUGCUGUAAAUAUCCACAAAAUGAGCUUUCCUGACCAAAGAACUAUCAGCCUGUUUGAAUCACAAAGCUUGUUUUUCAUUGCAUGUGAUUAUGGAAAGUUGAUAUCUUCUAGUGCUCAUUCGAUGAGACAUUAAUUAAUGAGUUCAUUUCAGCAUACGCCUGCCUUACAGAAAACAUAUUUGUUAAUAUGAUAGAAAUGUAAGCAUAAAAAGUAUGGUGCAAAAACCUUGCAAACCAUGAGUUUUCUAUGCAAAAACAUCAAUACAUGUAUUUACGUGUUCCUUUUUGUACAGCGGCCAAACAUAAAUUCAUUUUCUACUUGGA
Messenger RNA from Mya arenaria, 2133 nucleotides. RefSeq names its product nicalin-like. Gene Ontology annotation, cellular component: endoplasmic reticulum membrane. The record is from RefSeq and is a predicted model, not a curated record. Gene Ontology annotation, biological process: regulation of signal transduction. NCBI's taxonomy places the organism in Eukaryota, Metazoa, Mollusca, Bivalvia, Myida, Myidae.